AUGGUAUGGCUUGGUGUAUGUAGUGAAGGUUUAACAACACCAAUGAUUCUUGAAGAUGGUACUAUGGAUACCGAAAGAACUGUUGAGCCACCAAAUUCAUCUGAUUUAUAUCCAUUAGAUUACAGUAACGAAGAAAUUCUUCAGCAAGGCGAUGUUCGAAAUGAUCAUUUAGUUAUCGAACAGUCCAAGCCACGAUAUUCAACUUUGAUUAACUAA
Messenger RNA from Rotaria sordida, 216 nucleotides. The record is from the annotation of a GenBank genome assembly. Lineage: Eukaryota; Metazoa; Rotifera; Eurotatoria; Philodinida; Philodinidae.